AUGCCUCCAAAGAGCGCAUCGCUAGCCUCGCUGCUAGGCACACUGACAAGCGCGGCACCUGUCGACUUCGACCCGGAAGCACUCGAGGCUGAUCAGGCCGGACCCUCCACUUUCACCAACGGCAGUGAUGCUUCCGACAGCCAGGACGAUGAUGAAGACGAGGAAGAGGAGGAUGACGAUGAGGAGGGAGAGGAGGACCGCAUGAACCCAAGGGCGCACUAUGCUGAUGUGGGGCCAAGUGACAUGCGCAAGAAGGCGGCACUGAGCGAGAGCGACAGAAUCAGCGAUCCCAGGUAUCAGGGCGUCAAGAGCAGUCGUGUUGAGCUCUACGGCGACGGCGACGAGGAUGAGGAGGAUGGUGACGAAGAGGACGACGACGAAGAUCAAGACGUUGCAUCAGGGCUCGAAGACGAAGGCGACGCCUCGGAAGAUGAGGAAGAGGACUCGGACAAUGACGAUGACGAGGACGACGCCAGCAUCCCAGCAAAAGCGACAAAGCAGCUCCGUUUCGCAGACGACAACGACGACGACGAGGCCUCCUCGCAAUCAACAUUCUCUGAGACCGACGAAUCCUCGUCACACGCUCCAGCAUCCGCAUCCAUCGCCGCGCAAAUCACCCAAUCCGCAACGCAAGCCAAGCAGCUCAAAGCGCGUCGUCUCGAAGACGCCGAAAAGGGGCGAGCCGUUCGCAAGCAGAUCAAGACGUACGAGCGCACGCUCGAGACGCGCAUCAAGGCGCAAUCCGUCCUGCGCGAUGUCAACCGUCUUCCCGACCCCUCUCCCUAUUCCGAAACUCUCCGCACAUCGACCGGGGCGAUGGAGGGGGCGAUAGGAUUGGUAGAGCAACUGCUGGAGCUAUCGGAGACGCUCUUUUCUCUCCGCACACGGCUGGCCACACUUUCCUCCGAGGACGAUGCUGUCACUGCGCCGGCAUCGCGGAAGAGGAAGCGCGACUUUGACGUGCCCGCGCCCGACUCUCCUUCGGAAGCCGAGCAGACGUGGAGCGAGGUCGAGUCGCACGAGCAGAUCGACGCGACCCUCUCCGACAUUGUCUCGUUCAGCGAGGCGGUCGAGGGCCAACGUUGUAGCGUGUUGGAUAAAUGGAGUCUCAAAGUUGCCACAGCCGCCACGAGUUCGGGAAACAAGUUCGCGCCGACGUUGCGGGCGGUGAACCAGACGCCGUCCGCUCAGAUCCAGUCCGCGCUCGCAGGAGAUGGACUGGCCCGGCUCGUCUCCCGCACACGCGUGCUUCGCGACGACACGCCCAAACUCACCACCUCGAAGAACGGAGACGAGGACGCAGAGGUGUUCGACGACAGCGAUUUCUACAGCACCCUGCUGAAGGAUCUCAUCGAACGCAGGUCCUCUUCGGCCGCACCCGCUACCGCCGCCAUGCUGCUCACCGGUCUCCAGGGAGGGAAGAAGAAGAAGCAGAAUGUCGACACAAAGGCGAGCAAGGGCAGGAAGUUGAGGUACGAGGUGAACGAGAAGUUGGUCAACUUCAUGCCGCCGAUCGGAGACAGGUUGCGGUGGGGAGAGGAGCAGAUCGAUCGGCUGUUUAGGCAGCUAGCGAGCUCGACGGGUCUUGUCGAGGAUAGGGAGGAGAGUGGAGAGGAGGAAGAGGAGGUGGAGGAGGCGGGGCUCGAUGGGUUGCGCGUGUUCGGUUGA
Kalmanozyma brasiliensis GHG001 is the source of this 1668-nucleotide messenger RNA. RefSeq names its product Apoptosis-antagonizing transcription factor, C-terminal. The record is from RefSeq and is a predicted model, not a curated record. The coding region runs from base 1 to 1668 and encodes 555 amino acids. The transcript has a single exon. Gene Ontology annotation, cellular component: nucleolus; nucleus. Lineage: Eukaryota; Fungi; Basidiomycota; Ustilaginomycetes; Ustilaginales. Gene Ontology annotation, biological process: maturation of SSU-rRNA from tricistronic rRNA transcript (SSU-rRNA, 5.8S rRNA, LSU-rRNA).